UACCCCCCGACACCUGGGCGCCACCGAGCCGUCAGAGGCUGGUGAGGCGGCGGCAGGGUCAGCGCUGGGAAGAUGGCUGCUCUAGCCAGCUCCCUCAUUCGCCAGCGCAGGGAGGUCAAGGACCCCCAGGCAAACCGGCAGAUCGCCAGCAAGCGCAAGCCCUGCCCGAAGAGCAACAAGUCGCUCUGCCAGAAGCAAAUUCUUAUAUUAAUAUCGAAGGUUCGACUAUGUGGCAGUCGAGGGAGAAAAAUGGAAAAAAGACCAGAGCCCCAGCUGAAGGGCAUCGUCACGCGGCUUUACUGCAGACACGGCUUCUACCUCCAGAUGCUGCCGGAUGGCACCAUGGAAGGCACAAAGGACGAAAGCAGCUCCUUCUUGCAGUUCAACUUGAUUCCUGUGGGGCUCAGGAUAGUGGCCAUCCAGAGUACCAAGACAGGGCUCUACGUUGCCAUGAACAGCGAGGGCUACCUCUACACUUCGGAACACUUCACGCCGGAGUGUAAGUUUAAGGAGUGUGUGUUUGAGAACUACUACGUCACCUACUCGUCCAUCCUGUACAGACAGACCCAGUCGGGUCGGGCGUGGUACAUCGGCAUCAAUCGAGACGGACAGGUCAUGAAAGGGAACCGUGUGAAGAAGACGAAGGGAGCUGCGCACUUCCUGCCCAAACUCAUUGAAGUCGCCAUGUACCGAGAGCCCUCUCUACACGACGUCGCUGAGCAGAGUCCGCCUAGGAAAACGCCCAAGACCUCCAGUGACUCGCCCGUGCUCCAGAACGGCAAGAAGGACCCUCAAUCCAAAACCAAAACUUCCACCUCCUAGCGCUCAGAGAAACAGGUGGGGAGAGGAGGGGGUGGAGGACACGGGGCACUGGGCACCAGCUGAACACCUAAACAGGGUAGUUAGGCUACCCCCCACCUGCAACACUGACCCCACAAGAACUCCGCGUACCACAAUGCACUGGUGUUAAAUUGGAGAAAAAAGUUUGGGCAGAGUGGAGCUGGUUAUUUUCUCCCCUUCACAGACCCCCUUCCACACCAGCCCUCCACCUUCUUAUUAGAUAACCUCUGUGAUUAUCAAAGCCUGGGAUUUAAAAGCAAUAACUCCAUGAAGAGGUGAACAGUCACCUAGCAUAUAGCAUGUCACCAGGAAAUCCCACACACACCCCUCUAGCCAUCAUCAGCGGUGUCCUUUCAGUCAACCAAAUAUCUGAGCAAAGUCUUCCUGGUGUUACCACAAUGGGUGCAACGGUCAAAUGGGUCCCUCUGCAGCACACACUUUACAAAUGGGUUGUGUUUUCAUUUCCCCACAGGGUUCCAUGCUAAUGUUAGCCUGACA
Messenger RNA from Plectropomus leopardus (leopard coralgrouper), 1338 nucleotides. RefSeq names its product fibroblast growth factor 11a (gene fgf11a). Gene Ontology annotation, molecular function: growth factor activity. The record is from RefSeq and is a predicted model, not a curated record. Lineage: Eukaryota; Metazoa; Chordata; Actinopteri; Perciformes; Serranidae.